AGAAACAUGAGGUGUGCACUACUACUCAUGACUCAUCUCGCGCUACUACUUGUCUUGAUUCUUGCUUCAGAAAAUCUCACCGCUUCGAGAUCUUCUUGUCCAAGCCACUGUGGAAACAUCUUGAUACCAUAUCCUUUUGGGAUCGGAAAGGGUUGCUACCUCAACGAAUGGUUUGCAAUUCAAUGCAACAAUUCCACUUCUGGAGAGCUUGUCCCCUAUCUACCAAUUAUUAACAAAGAAGUUGUGAAAAUCUCUCUACCGGAUGCAAAUACUCUUUUCAAAACAACCGAGUCAUAUGGGUCACUACGCGUCAAAACCAACAUAACGUCCAUGGGAUGUUCCAACAGCAGCGAUGAAACAAAGUUUGGUGAGCCUUUGAAUUUUACUGGCACCUCGUUUACCAUUAGCCGUUUCAACACCUUCCAAGCUAUUGGCUGCAACUACAAGGCCACCUUGACACAUAUUGAACCCACAGUGGUGGGAUGCAUCUCAACUUGUGAACCAAGAAAGAUAGGAGAUCAUACAAGCUGCCGUGGUAACAAAUGCUGCCAAGUAGACCCACCUAGUGAGAUCGGGCAGGUGGUCGGUAUCAACAUGGAGGAAAUCUCUAGUAACGUAACAAGAAAGAGAGGGUGUCGAGUAGCCUUCUUAACUGACGAAACUCAAGACCCACUAGCGUACCGUGAGGCCAAAGUAACUGAUCCAAAAUGGUUUUAUGAUAGGCAAUAUGCUAUACUACAACUACGGUGGGCCAUUCCGAUGACUAAUCUCUCGUUUAUUAACUCCAUGGGAUGCAAAAUGGGCUACUCCAGCUCUAGCGUUAGUCCUUGCAUAUGCAUGAAUAAUACAAACAAUCAGAUCAGCAGCGUAGGUUGUGCAUGCCACAAGGGUUACACAGGCAACCCAUAUAUUUUGGGUGGAUGUAAAGAUAUUGAUGAGUGCCAACUCGACAAGGGUAAUUAUGAAAAUUGUAGGCAACAAGGAGGCACUUGUGUGAAUACUCAAGGAAGCUACCAGUGCGUAUUCAAGAAGUACAAGACUAUGCCAGUUACUAUGGACUAUGUGUGGGUUUUGGUGUGCUGA
Molecule: messenger RNA, 1083 nt
Organism: Raphanus sativus (radish)
Lineage: Eukaryota; Viridiplantae; Streptophyta; Magnoliopsida; Brassicales; Brassicaceae
Product: wall-associated receptor kinase-like 18
Exons: 3
Coding region: 7-1083 (358 amino acids)
Cellular component (GO): membrane
Molecular function (GO): protein serine/threonine kinase activity; polysaccharide binding; calcium ion binding
Source: RefSeq, a predicted model, not a curated record